AUGGUUAGGCUGCUGAUAAAGUCUUCGCACCAGAUAACAGCAAAGUUCGAAAGUCGCAUCAUUUCAAUGUCCAAGCUGGUCGGCGUCGCCGCUCUUGCGGUAGUGGUGGCCGCAGCGAUUGUGAUCGCUUCACUUGUCCUUAACAUCAUCAUCCUCACCCGAGUCAACACUAUCAACAACAACGUCCUCAGCCCAACUCCGACACCACAGCCGACUGUCAUUUCCAAUGGAACACCACAGCCGACUGUCAUUUCCAAUGGAACACCACAAUCGACUGUCAUUACCACUGCAGCAGCACAGGCAACUGUCAUUACCAGUGCAGCACCACAGGCAACUGUCAUUACCAGUGCAGCUCCACCACAACAACCGACUGUCGGUACCGUUCCGACACCACAGCCGACUGUCAUUACAAAUGACACGAAGUUUUGUCCGAACGUUGGGCCAGCAAACACAUCGCCAGCAUACCAACAAGCUGCUACGUAUCUGCUGAAUGGUCUGGAUCAAAGUGUUGAUCCAUGUGUGGACUUCUAUGCUUUCACGUGUAACAAGUUCAUCGCCCAAGUAAAUUUAACGGCUUUGGAUUUGAAUCGUUUAUCAACAUAUGAUCAAGCUCAAGAGGCUGUAAAUGCUCAAAUAGUAAAAACUCUGAUGCCUGUUGAUGUUAACGACGACAAGAAAUGGUCAGCCACAGAGCGAAUCACAAAGGCGGCGCUCGAUGCUUGUGUAAUCAACAGUAAACUUGCUACUUCGCUAGACAAUUCAAAACAGAUUUAUAACGACAUUAACACGUGGUUUGGAGGAGUCCCGUUCUUAGGAGGAAGCCUCGUGAAAAAUGCGAGUAUCUGGGCUGCAGUGGGUACCAUCGAACAGACUCAUGCUCUCGGAACAUUGCUAUCAUCCUGGGUUUCUGUGGACUACAGAAAUGUGUCCCAAAAUGCUCUCUACAUAUCACAGCCAUCUCUACCGAUGCCGCGUGAGUUCUAUGUGCUCCCUCAGUUUGUGGAUAAACUGAAUAAUCGAGCACAACAGAUCGAAGCAAUAAUGCUCUCCUUUGCGAGCGAUGUUCUUCCUGAUCCAUCGCCUUAUGCUGCCACAAUCAAGCAGGCCUCCCAAGAUGUUGCAAAUUUCGAAGUUUUAAUUGCUAUGGCUUCAUGGUCUGACGAUGAGCAGAGGAAUUAUGACCAACAAUACAAUGCGUACAAGUUGUUCAACCUCACUCAGGCGUAUCCCUCAAUUGAAUGGAAUGAUUACCUAACAAAUCUUCUAUCAUCUGUCGAAAACGCUACAGACGUUGUCAGCAACCAAGUCGUGCUCUCUCAACCUUCUUACUUCGCAUGGUUGAACGCAAUUUUCGCUGGGAACACAGUUGAUCAAAACACUAUCGUUAACUACAUUAUCACACAAUUGUUGUUUGAUGAUGCAGAUUUCCUCGGAGGAUCUUUCAAAAAUGUUGCAGUGCAAGCUGAUUAUGUUCCCUAUGCUCAACGAAGAGGUCGAGGAGUUACAAGGAUUGGUCGACGACAUUUCCGAAAAUUCGAUGAUCAAGAUGAUCCUGCUGUCGGUUGCAUAGACAUGCUUAUGAAUUACAUGCCAUAUGGACCUGGUUAUGUUUAUGUGAAGGCACAAGGAAACAGAGACCAAGUUGUUAAGGACAUCACUCAUCAAACAGAUCUUGUCAUUUCAAACUUUCAGAAGAUGAUAGGCACAUUAGAUUGGAUGACGCCUGAUUCAAAAGCUGCUGCCAAGUACAAAUCUGAUCAUAUCCUCAAAAAUUAUGGUUGGCCAUCAGACAUGUUUGGUGAUUUUCAGAAUUUCACAAAUGUCGAUGACUACCAUCAACUUGACUAUUUCCCCAUUAUUAAUGCGUACAACAACGAUAGCACCGAUUACUACACGAUUUUCAAUCUACUGAAGAAAGGCCUGGAAAAUCGCGAGGCGUUCCGUUUGCUCACGGAACAAGCAGACAGAGGGAACUUCCUCCAGUCGCCAGCAAUGGUAAAUGCGUGGUACCAGCCAGAAAGGAAUUCAAUCACAUUUCCCUACGCUAUCUGGAAUCCGCCUUAUUACAAUAUCGACUACCCUCAGGCUUAUAAUUAUGCUGGCCAAGGUGGAACGGGUGGUCAUGAAUUGACCCAUGGAUUUGACGACGAAGGUGUUCAAUUCGGAUGGGAUGGAUCUCUCACGAAUUGCACAUGGAAUCAAUGUGGGUGGAUGGAUGCAACUUCAAAAACCGGAUUUACCGGGAUGGCUCAAUGUGUUGUCACUCAGUACAGUACCCAAUGCUGCCCGGAAAAAACUGGCAACGUCCAUUGUUGUAAUGGAGCUACCACACAAGGAGAGAACAUUGCUGAUUUAGGAGGUCAGCAAGCUGCAUACAAUGCCUACCAAGACUACGUCAAAGAGCUGGGCCAUGAUGAAAUGAGAUUACCUGGCCUGGAGCAGUUCACUCCCAAUCAAAUUUUCUGGAUUACUUAUGGUUAUUCGUGGUGCAUGAAGCAGAGUGAUAAAAAUCUUGUUAAUCAGCUCUUAACAAAUCCACAUGCGCCUGGUUCGUGUAGGACAAACCAAGUUAUGCAGGACAUACCGUCAUUUGGAAAAGAUUUCGGCUGCAAGCAAGGAUCACCAAUGUAUCCACCACCCGAUCAACGAUGCAAGGUAUGGGUAGGAUAG
Messenger RNA from Necator americanus (New World hookworm), 2670 nucleotides. RefSeq lists its product as uncharacterized. Gene Ontology annotation, cellular component: plasma membrane. Lineage: Eukaryota; Metazoa; Nematoda; Chromadorea; Rhabditida; Ancylostomatidae. Gene Ontology annotation, biological process: protein processing. The transcript is spliced from 23 exons. Bases 1 to 2670 code for a protein of 889 amino acids. Gene Ontology annotation, molecular function: metalloendopeptidase activity. The record is from RefSeq and is a predicted model, not a curated record.